Meloidogyne enterolobii is the source of this 351-nucleotide messenger RNA. Lineage: Eukaryota; Metazoa; Nematoda; Chromadorea; Rhabditida; Meloidogynidae. The record is from the annotation of a GenBank genome assembly.
AUGGAAAAUAUAAGUAACAACUUUCAUUCCCAACUUCAAUUCAAUCAAUUAAAUUAUCAUCAAGUACCCCAAUCAUUCCAUCAAGGGGUUAAUUUUGAAGGAAAUCGUCAACAUCAACAAUAUUUGACAAAUUUAACCCAACAAUUUCAAAAUAUUCCAAAUCAACAAAUUCCCCAUCCUUAUUUCUUUAAUCCUUAUAAUCCUAUAAAUCAUUCAGGUGUUGGACCUUCACAAACAAAUUUAAUUACACCAAAUGAAGAUCCAAAUAAUUAUACAAACAUUGGAAAUUCAAAAGCUUCAGAAAUGUCGGAAAAAGCUAAAGGAAAAUUACCAUUUAAUGGAAGUAAAUGA